AUGCAAACUUUGCCUGCAACUGGCCCUGACCUGACAGCAACUGCGACUGCCAACCUGAUGCUGCGGGAGCUGGAGCUGCUCAGGGACGACAUAGCGCAGAUCAAGGAGCAGCUCAGGGACGACAUGGCGCAGAUCAAGGAGCAGCUCAGGGUCGACGUGGCGCAGAUCAAGGAGCUGCUCAGCGCGCGCGCGACGGGCGGCCGCUUCCCAAUGUCUGCAGCCAGCAGCACUUCGUCCUCACCGCGCGCCAACGCCUUGGCUACAGCAUCCACAGCGGGAGGGCUGGCCCCUGCAGGAUCCCCAUGUGAUUCGCAGGAGCUGGAUCAGGAUUUCGUCGAAGCUGUGCGGUUGAUCAGGGGCGCUGCAGCGGCGUAUGGUGUGCCAGCCGACUUUGGAAAAUUUGACGAGCUAACACGUGCUGUGCCGGAGUAA
This is a messenger RNA of Monoraphidium neglectum, 432 nucleotides long. RefSeq lists its product as hypothetical. The record is from RefSeq and is a predicted model, not a curated record. NCBI's taxonomy places the organism in Eukaryota, Viridiplantae, Chlorophyta, Chlorophyceae, Sphaeropleales, Selenastraceae. The coding region runs from base 1 to 432 and encodes 143 amino acids. The transcript has a single exon.